GAAGCAUGAACAAGGCUACAACGGUGAUACCAACCAGUGAGACUUACCCAGCCGGUAUCAGAAUUCAAGAUUUCAUAAGGGGAUUGAACUCAUCAAAUGAACAGUCGCUAUUGCACCCCCUUUCAUCGACGAUCAGUUUCAAACUUCUCAUCUGUCAAAUCAACUUCAUCACUUCGGCUCUCUCCAGUACGCCAUCUUCGUUCGAUCUGAGCCCGUCCAAACAGCAUGUCGACCACCUCCGAACAAUACGGUACGUCCCGCCGAGAAUGGCUUGUGACGAAUAUCAAGGACAACACUUACCGUUUACCGGUAAAUGAGGAUGCGCCAGAAGGGAGACCAUUGCCCCUUGGUGUUCGACAAAAACACGCAACGGAUCUCUUCUGUCAAAGAUGGUUGGGAGAUAUGUCCGACAAAGCUAUCUGGGACAAUUUCGCGAAGUGCAAUAAAGCUUUAGAGGCUCAGGCUUUAGCGAAUCUGCAGUUCAGAGACAUUGUCGAAGCGGUGCAAAAAGCCGACGAACAAAAGAACGAGAAAUACGGGAAACCAUUGGCUCAAGUGACCGACCCGAAUUUUCAGAUCGAGCCCGAGUUCGAGGCAUACUUCCUCACGAAUGUCCGUAUCGGCAAAGACACUAUAAUCGGAAGGAAGUGUAAAUUCUACGACAACCCGUUGCAAGACUUCACUAUCGGGAAUAAUUGCACUAUCGGUGCUGAAACUAUCAUCCACGCCACUACUUACCAAGGUGAUGGAACUUACGUGGCCGGGUGCAUCGACAUUGGGGAUCGAGUCUCCAUUGGUACUGAUUGUAGUCUAUGGCCGGACCUCAAGAUUGGAAGCUGGUCGACUAUUGGCGAGCAAGUCUUCAUUGGGCAGGACGUCUCCAUUGGCCAGGGGGUCUACAUUGGCGAUAAAGUGAUCGUCAGGAAGAAUGUCAAUAUCAAGAGCGAUGCGAGGAUUGGCAAUGGACUUACCAUUGGUGCCGGUAACACGGUCUCUGGAGUCAUCAAAGAGAAUGUGCCAGCGGUCAAGGAAUAAGUACGCCACGCUGAGCCGUCAGACCAAGCAAAAAAAGAAUCCCAGAUCAAUGGGGUUCUUUUCGAUCUAUCGUGGCUAUCUUGCAAAUGCGUCAAAUUAAUGUGGCUACUUUGUAUGCCAUUCCUUCCAGACCGGUGCUGGUUUCCUUCUGUGAUGCCUUGAGUCACUCAUUUAUCACUCAUUUACACAGUAUUGUCUGCCCAAGUGCACCCAGCUAGUCCUUGCAAAUAAUGAAAACCUUGCGUGCAUCUUUGGGGGAGUUCUUCGAUGUCGAUGAAGGUGAUGUGAUCGCUCUGCUUUUGCCGUUGACUUUGGUCGAGAUCACAUAUUCCUAGAGAGAUCUGUUGGUCUUUGGAGAACAGGUUUGUUUGUAGAUUCGUGUU
Pseudovirgaria hyperparasitica is the source of this 1418-nucleotide messenger RNA. RefSeq names its product trimeric LpxA-like protein. The transcript is spliced from 2 exons. The coding region runs from base 226 to 1035 and encodes 269 amino acids. NCBI's taxonomy places the organism in Eukaryota, Fungi, Ascomycota, Dothideomycetes, Acrospermales, Acrospermaceae. The record is from RefSeq and is a predicted model, not a curated record. Gene Ontology annotation, molecular function: transferase activity.